UUUAACCCCUUUAAAUUCCUUUGAAAUAUGUGUGCAUAUGUGCACGCUCAUGUGUGCGCGUAUUCUUGCGUGUGCAUGUGUUCAGCCCGUGAGGAGCUUCCGGACUCUGAUCCAGAGGACACAUCAGAGGAGCUGACUGAGGUGGUGUGUCUGGAGUCAGACCUGCAGGAUGGACAGAUGAUGGAGGUUGAAGUGGGACAUCACAGCGUGCUGUUGACACACAGCGAGGGCAAAUACAGUGCCAUUGGUAACCAGUGUACGCACUAUGGAGCUCCACUCAGUAAAGGGGUUAUUUCAGGCAACACAGUGCGCUGCCCGUGGCAUGGCGCCUGCUUCAACGUCCACACAGGAGAUCUGGAGGAGUUCCCGGGCAUGGACUGUUUACCCUGCCACAAGGUCAAAAUUCAAAACCGCAAAGUGUAUGUGUCUAUAAACAAAAAGACUCUCAAGCAGGACAAAAGAGUGAAGAGUAUGGGAGCCGCAGUAGCAGGAGUUACUCACACUGUUCUGCUGCUGGGAGGAGGAGCUGCGUCGCUGAUCUGCGCUGAGACUCUGCGGCAGGAAAACUUUGGCGGCAGAAUCAUCAUGGUCACCAGAGACGACCUUUUACCUUACGACAAAACACGACUCAGCAAGGUAAUGAAUGUGGAGAACGACAGUAUUCUGCUCAGGAGGAUGGAGUUCUUCCAUCAGCACGACAUCGAGGUGUGGCUCCGGAAAGAAGCCGUGUCAGUGGACACAGACAUGAAGACAGUCGCAUUUGAUGACGGUUCAGUUCAGAGCUAUGACCAGCUUCUCAUCUCAACAGGCUGCAGAGCGAAGGGUCUGGAUGUCCCCGGCAUGAAGUUGGACAAUGUCAGGAUGUUGGAGACUCCAGAGGACGCCCGGCAAAUCCACACAGCCUGUCUGGGCUGCAACGUUGUCCUCGUGGGAACCUCUUUUGUCGGUAUGGAAGUUGCAUCUUAUUGUAUAGACAAAGCCUCCAGCGUCACAGUGAUCGGCAGCAGUGAGCUGCCGUACCAGAACACACUGGGUCGUGAAAUUGGAAAAGUCACCUUGGCGAUGCUGUCAGAAAAUAAUGUGAAAUUCUACAUGAAUGAUAACGUCACGGAGAUCAAAGGUGUGGAUGGCAAGGUGAAGGAGGUUGUGCUUAAAAGUGGAAAAGUUAUCCCAGCAGAUGCUUUGAUUGUUGGUAUUGGCAUCAAACCAAACUCCGAGUUCCUGCGGGGCAGCAAAAUACUGACCGACUCAAAGAACUUUGUAACAGUCGACAAGUACAUGCGCACCAACAUCUCCAGUGUGUACUGUGGGGGCGACCUGGCCACCUUCCCCCUGGCGAUGGCCAAGAACCGGCUGGUCAACAUCGGACACUGGCAGAUGGCCCAAGCUCAUGGGAGGAUAGCGGCUCUGAACAUGCUGGAUAAAUCAAGUGAGCUCAGCUCAGUUCCUUUUUACUGGACCGUCCUACUGGGUAAAACCAUCCGAUAUGCAGGCUAUGGGGAGGGAUACACGGACAUUGUAAUGAAAGGAGCCUUUGAGGACAGGAAGUUCCUGGCAUUGUACAUCAAGAAUGAUGAGGUCAUAGCGGCAGCGAGCCUGAACUACGACCCAGCAGUGUCUGCAGUGGCUGAGAGGUUUGCAGCAGGAAAAGUCAUCACGAAGAAAGAGGCUGAAUCAGAUGACCUGAGCUGGCUGCAGUUGUCCCAAUCUAGACUUUCCUCUAAUCUUCUGCUCAACACGUCAUCCGUACGAUGUUGACAUCCAUCCGUCUCUUUGUCACCACCUCUCUCACUGAGAGUUUGAAGACCUGGAUUAACGUGUGUGAUUCAGAAGAGACAGACUUCACACAAUCUAUAGUGAAGGUUAUAUUUACACUGUUGUAUUAGAUGUAAAUUGUGCGUCAUACACUCAGUGUUCAGGUGAGGGGGACUCCCCCAUGCAAACAACAGAUACCUCAGACAGCUUUUGGGACUUCUUUUUACAAUCUUGAUAUUUUUUUUUCCUAGAAUUUCUUCAGAGUUGUUGAAUUUAUUUCAUGGCUUUAUGUCUCAAGGGAUAUUUCAGUGACAGUCCGGAGACGUCACAGUUAAGAUGCUUCGGGAUGUUCUCUGCUGUUAAUCUUUAAAAGGUGGUGUACAAUGCCUGGGGCUGCUGGGAAAAAACACAAGUGGCCUUAAUGCCCACUGCGGCCGUGUACGUGGUCCGGUCGGUGAGUCGGAGGGGGGAUUAUGAGAACAGAGGGGGAGUGCUCAGCUCUUUGAAGCAGAGAUGCUGAAAUAGGCAACGGUAACAAAACACACCAACAGGGAACAAUAGGCCUUCGACAAACCGCACACAAAUGCAGUGUGACAAAACCUUCACAAAGGAAAUGCUGCGUUUUUUCCCUCUUACCCCCCUCUGUCUCUGUGCUGGUCUGUCGCUGUCUUUACUUCACAUCUCCAUGUUUACUUUGAGCGUCACUCUCCCUUCCUGUCAACAGCAUGCCUCGGUUUCCUGUAUUCAACUGAUGCAGACUUUUCAAGGCCAGUACCGGUCAGAAUAUUUUAGAACUGAAGGCUUAUAUUUUGUACUUGUCAGAAAUCAUGAAGUUUUUUUUUUUGUUUUUUUUUUAGCAGCAUUUAGAUCAUUUACAUCAUAAUAUAAUACAAGUUCUGGAUAAUGAAUUUAGAAAGUAUUAAUGGAAAAAAUAACCAGACAAGAAACUCAUAUUUUUGGGUUAGUUAAACAAACUCGGUACCUGACAAAUUAAUCAACACAUUCAUGCAGAAAAUUAUAUAAAAAAAACAACAUUCAUAAAUGUAUAUUGUCACUGGUAUAAAUCGUCAUACAUGUUGCCUUCCGCUCUUGAAGCUAAAUGUAAAAUAAUUUCCAUCUCUCUGCUCGCAGUAGGGAACACUGACUGCCCUGAUAUUGCUGCAACCUCACUUCUCUUGAAGUAUUGCAUUAUACUGUUAAGUAACAGCUUAAAGUGUUAAUGUAUCUACAGGGAACAUCUUUAAGUCUUACUUUGCACUCAAAAACAUUGUGACAAUAAGUAAUUUAGCAUAUUAUGUAUUCUUGAGGGAAGAAGUAUCAGCUUUGUUCUCCUGAGGAGUUUAAGUGAAGGAUGUUCUUUGCCUCUCAGUCACAGUGCUGCACAUCAGUCCUCUUGUUAGUAACAGCUUUGUUAUCAAUGCAAAGUGAACUCUGAUGCCCAGGGAGAAAUAAUGGGAAUGUAAUUGUCAUUUAAACUUUGUUGUCUAUUUUGUUUGAAUUUGUUCAUGCAUAAAAAAAAAACUCU
Messenger RNA from Anarrhichthys ocellatus (wolf-eel), 3280 nucleotides. Its product is annotated as apoptosis-inducing factor 3-like. The record is from RefSeq and is a predicted model, not a curated record. The transcript is spliced from 18 exons. Gene Ontology annotation, cellular component: cytoplasm. Gene Ontology annotation, molecular function: oxidoreductase activity, acting on NAD(P)H; 2 iron, 2 sulfur cluster binding. NCBI's taxonomy places the organism in Eukaryota, Metazoa, Chordata, Actinopteri, Perciformes, Anarhichadidae. The coding region runs from base 28 to 1758 and encodes 576 amino acids.